Penicillium pulvis is the source of this 1389-nucleotide messenger RNA. Its product is annotated as cytochrome P450. Gene Ontology annotation, molecular function: iron ion binding; oxidoreductase activity, acting on paired donors, with incorporation or reduction of molecular oxygen; monooxygenase activity. The transcript has 5 exons. Bases 1 to 1389 code for a protein of 462 amino acids. The record is from RefSeq and is a predicted model, not a curated record. NCBI's taxonomy places the organism in Eukaryota, Fungi, Ascomycota, Eurotiomycetes, Eurotiales, Aspergillaceae.
AUGCCCAUGGAAGACCAUGGGCCCUAUCUCAGGGAAAUUGGAGACAAAUUUGGCGAGAUUUUCACUUUGAAGUUCGGAAGGACCUACUGGGUAAUUUUGAACUCAGGCAGGGUUGUCAACGAGCUUCUAGUUAAGAGGGCUGCUAUUUACUCAUCCCGUGGAAGCCACAUGGCACAUAGCAUCAUCUCCGGUGAGAAGAGGAUGCUACUGAUGCCUUACGGAGAUAUGUGGCGGCGCCAACGGCGAGUAAUGCACCAGCUCCUCAAUUCUAGUCAGAAGACAGUAUUCAGGGCAUUCCAAGAUCUCGAGUCGAAGGCUUUGAUGGCGGAUCUCUUGGAAAAACCAGACAGGUGGUACUUAUCUGUGGCGCGAUUUUCCAACUCAGUUAUUAUGAGUGUGGUUUUUGGCCGGCGCACAGCUCUUGGUGACCCAGAAAUUUCAGCUUUGCACCGCGCCCAAGAGGAAUUUGUCCCUUUCACGAUGCCUGGUGCAUCUGUUGUGGAUAGCUUCCCGUUUCUGGCUAAGAUUCCAUACUUGAAGAGGCUCCAGCCUUGGAGAAGGAAGGGCGAUGAUAUUAAUCGACGAACAACACGUACAUUUACUCGGCUCAUAGAAGAUCUUAAGAGGCGCAUAGAUCAAGGGGUCGCAAAUUCCUGUUUCAUGACGAAACUUCUCGAGUCCAGCGCCGAAAAAGAGAAUUUCACCACCGAGGAACUUGCAUAUAUUGCCGGAACUUUGAUCGAAGCGGGCACCGACACGACACGGACGAGUGUCUUGGAGCUCGUCGCUGGGACGGCAAUGUACCCAGAAUGGAUACCGCGAGCGCGAGCAGAGCUGGACUCAGUGUGCGGUCACAACGCUGAUCGCUUGCCUGAGUUUGACGACCGCGACCGAUUGCCCAUGAUCAAAGCCGCCAUCAAGGAAUCUGUGCGCUGGAGGCCGUCCACUGCCCAGACGGGAGUUCCACAUGCUCUUACAACCGAUGACGAAUUCGAAGGCUAUCAUAUUCCCGCAGGAACCACUGUUACGUGGAAUCACUGGGCUAUCUCUCAUAGUGAAACCGAGUAUAAGAACGCGGAGCAGUUCUACCCAGACCGGUUCCUGGAUGAAGAUCUUGACGAUAUCGUUAAAGGCCAUUACGGUUUUGGGGCUGGUCGACGGCUUUGUGUUGGCUACAACGUCGCUGAAGGCAACCUCUUUAUUUCGAUAGCGCGUCUCAUCUACUGUUUUGACAUCGAGCAAGAACUUUCACAUCCAGUAACUGUUGACAAGCCCUUUCCCGUCAGCGCGGAAGUGGAACCAUUUGGAGUGAUCAUCAAGCCACGAAGCGAGGCGCACCGACGACUGAUCGAGAGGGAAUGUCAUUCAGCAGCCCAAGUCAGCUCAUGA